AUGGACCUUCCAUGGAUCGAAAAAUAUCGCCCUCAAUCAUUAGAUGAAUUAAUUAGUCAUUCAGAAAUCUCGAAGACAAUUUCGAGAUUCCUCGAACAAAACCGGCUGCCUCAUCUACUCUUUUAUGGACCACCUGGAACGGGCAAAACCAGCACGAUACUUGCGACCGCCAAGACCCUUUAUGCGCCUCGAGAGUUGAAUUCAAUGGUGUUGGAGGUAAAAUUCUCCCGUUCGUUCCUACUGCUUUUUUCCAAGCUCAAUGCGUCUGAUGCUCGAGGUAUUAAUGUAGUUCGGGAACAAUUGCUCAGCUUUGCAAGCACAAAAACUCUUUUCGCGGGUAAAUUCAAAUUAGUAAUCCUAGAUGAAGCGGAUUCAAUGACCAAGGAUGCUCAAAAUGCACUUCGGAGAAUUGUGGAAAAGUUCACAGAAAACACUCGAUUUUGUCUUAUAUGUAACUACCUGUCGAAAAUUAUUCCGGCUAUCCAAUCGCGAUGCACGAAAUUCCGGUUUGCCCCAGUGAGCUUCCAACAGAUGCAGCCGAGGCUGAAGGAGAUUGCUACCAUGGAAAAAGUCGUGCUGACGGAGGAUGGCAUGAAAGCUAUCUAUCGGUUUACAUCUGGUGACAUGCGGAAAGCGAUUAAUUUAAUGCAGAGCGCGGCAAUGUCGGCACCAAAGAUUGAUGAAUCAUCUGUCUAUGCUUGUGUCGCCUACCCUUCUCCCGCAGAGAUACGGUCAUUAACCGAUUCCAUGCUGAACGAGCCGAUACAUUCGGCCUUUAAAAACAUCUUGGCUACUAAAAAUCUCAAAGGUAUUGCAUUGCAAGAUGUUUUAACUGAACUUCAUCCGCUAGUAAUGAAAAUUAAUUUCCCAGAUUCUGUGCGUUGUGAUCUUAUCAUCGCACUGGCUGAACUCGAGCAUCGCAUGUCGGUCGGUUCUUCAGAACGUCUUCAACUUGCUGCGCUUGUGGCAUCUUUUGCUAGAGCGAAAUCUAGCCUUGAACAUGUUUCUGGCUAGACUCCGUCUUCACUCCUAUAUGCUAUUUUCCAUUGUUCGAGGUUUAAAUCAGAAUCACAUUUUUAUGACUGUUUUUUUAAUUUGCAUACUACAUUAUGAACCAGAAAUUUCGCGUAUAAAAUUUCUUCAGAAGGAUGAAGUCGCCAGUUGUACAUUAACUCGGGCACAACCGUAGUACGCGUGGAAAGUAUAAUCCAUUCGUGAGGUAGAUGGAAU
Molecule: messenger RNA, 1230 nt
Organism: Opisthorchis viverrini
Lineage: Eukaryota; Metazoa; Platyhelminthes; Trematoda; Opisthorchiida; Opisthorchiidae
Exons: 9
Coding region: 1-1014 (337 amino acids)
Biological process (GO): DNA-templated DNA replication; DNA repair
Cellular component (GO): nucleus; DNA replication factor C complex
Molecular function (GO): DNA binding; DNA clamp loader activity; ATP hydrolysis activity
Source: RefSeq, a predicted model, not a curated record